Paramecium sonneborni is the source of this 1792-nucleotide messenger RNA. Lineage: Eukaryota; Ciliophora; Oligohymenophorea; Peniculida; Parameciidae. The record is from the annotation of a GenBank genome assembly.
AUGUUAAUCAAGAAAUUAAGUAACGCUAUUCUUAAGUAUCGAUUCUCUAAAGAAAUUUUAGAUUUUGCUAAACCUAAUCCAACCAAAUUAUAAAUCUCAUAAUAAUCUAUCAAAUGUAUAGUCUUACAUCCAAUAUUUCAUUAAAAUUAAGAUCCACAAUUAGAAUUAUAUAUGGCAGAAGAAGCUAUUGGAUUAUCGAAAUAAUUGAAUUGGACAUUACAAUAAGGACCUUUUUGGAAAGAUUAAAAUAUCAAAAGAAAUCAAACAAAAAAUAAUUCAGAUAAUAAAGAUGAAUUAUUGAUAAAUGAAGAUGAUUUAGAUGAUGAAUGGAAAAAUUAAAUUAUUAGAAAUUCAAUUGCUAAAUCAUCUCUUGUUAAAGUUCCUCAUAUUCAUUCUAAUACCUUUUUCACUAAAAGUAAAUUAUCUAUGUUAGGAUAAUAUAUUCAAUCUAAUAAAAUUAAUGCAGUCUUUAUAAAUCAUGAAUUAACAUAAUUAUAAACUAAAAACUUGUAAAAAAUAUGGACUCAAUAUUCUAAAGGAGAUAUAACAUCUACUAUUAAUGAAAAUAUUAAUGAUUAUAAUGAAGAUUAACAAAAUUAUGAUAAUAUAAAUAAUGAAGAAGGUCUUUCAGUCAAAGUUUAUGAUAGAUUCACUAUGAUUUUAUAAAUUUUUGCCAAAAGAUCAACUCAAGGUGUUUCUAAAUUAUAAAUUGAAUUAUCUUUUCUUAAAUUUGUAAAAACAUAAUUAGUAAGAAAUAAUAAUGCUUUUAUAUCACUUUUAUAAAUCUUCAAAGGUGAUUUAAUGAUGGCCAAUGAAAUUUAUUUAGAAAUCAUCUAAGCUUAAUCAAGAAAGGCUCUAAAUAAAAUGAAUGAUUCAGUUGAAAGUGAACUAUAAUUAUAUAGAAAACUUAUUGAUGAUAGAAUUGAAAUAGUCAAAAAACACAUUGAUGAAGUAAACAUUUAAAGAAUUAAUAUAAAAAGAAAAAAGCUUAUUCAAACUGUUCCUAAAAUUGCAUUGAUAGGAUAUACUAAUGCUGGUAAAUCACAACUAUUAAAUUGUAUUUUAUAAAAAGAUGCAAUUUAAAAUAAAGAUUUACUCUUUUAAACUUUAGAUAUCACUUCAAAAUAAAUAAGAUUAAUAUCUGGAUAAAAAGCAAUUUUGUUAGAUACCAUUGGUUUCAUUAGUGAUCUCCCAAAAGAUUUGAUUGAACCUUUUAAAUCUACUCUAGAAGGAAUUUAAGAUGCUGAUAUUGUUUUACAUAUUAGAGAUAUAUCUCAUCCAUAAACUGAACAUUAAAAAUAAGUUGUUCUUAAUAUUCUUAAAGAUUUAGGUUUUGAUUAAGAGUUUUAUAAUAAAAAAAUGGUAAAUCUUUAUUCUAAUUUAGAUUGAAGUAUGGAAUAAAAUUGAUUUAAUCAAUUACCCUAUCGAUUAUGAAUCCAUUGAAACUCAAGAUUAACCUAUUGUACCUAUUAGUGCAUUGAUGAACAUUAAUAUUAAAAAAUUGCUCUAAAUUAUGGAAGAAAAAUCUAAUCAAGUUAUGAAUAAAAAAUUAUACAGAAUUAAAUAUAAUAUUGAUUAACAUUUUGAAAGAUUAAAAUGGCUUUAUGAUAAUGGCAAUAUAUCAGGAAUUAAAAAUGAAUUAUAAAGACCUCCUGUAAAGAGAGGAGAUCCUAGUAUUAUAGAGUUUGAAGUGAUCUUAGAUGAAGUCACUUAUAACAGAUUUAUAACCACCUUUUAAUCUGAAAUGAGAAUUAACAAAAAUAAUAAUAUCCCUCACUCAAAUUGGAAAUGA